This is a messenger RNA of Fusarium falciforme, 1560 nucleotides long. RefSeq lists its product as hypothetical. NCBI's taxonomy places the organism in Eukaryota, Fungi, Ascomycota, Sordariomycetes, Hypocreales, Nectriaceae. The coding region runs from base 1 to 1560 and encodes 519 amino acids. The transcript has 2 exons. The record is from RefSeq and is a predicted model, not a curated record.
AUGGACAAACUUCCCUACGCACUCAUCUCGCUCAUUGUCUCAUGUCUCUUGGAAGAUGAUGGACCAAACCGAAAGCCUUGGUCAAAGCCACCACGCAUCGCCCAGUAUGCAUCCAUCUCCCGUCCAUGGCAAGAUGCUGUUGAGAGGCACACCUUCUCUCAGGUGAAGGUACGGAGCGAUGAGUUCUCUCGCUUUGAGACAGCCUUUCGGCACCCCUACCGGCGGCAAGUUGUCUCUACCAUCAACUACGACAUUGUGCUGCCACCGUACAGCCAGGCACGGUGCUGGAAGUUUGAGCGACCACAUGAGCAUGCAGAAAACAUAAUCGUGUUCUCACAGGCCGUCCAUGCUAUCAUCGGCAGCCUUCACGCGUGGCAAGUCGAGGACGAAGCCGUCAAUGGCGCUGCAGGAAGUGACUGUCGACCGAUAUAUCUGAAUAUGAGCGUAGAAUCCCGGCUUGACAGCAGCCGCCUGCAACGUCAGGGAAUAGGCCUCUACCGUAUGGGCGGCCACUUCAUCGACUUCACUGAGCCCUAUUCGGCUCUUCCCAAAGUUAGGAGAGUUUCAGAGCUGAGCAUCAGAGGUGUACUUAGACCACUGCAUCCCAGCGCAGCGUUCAGAAUUGUUUCGGCGCUUCCUAGUCUGGAAUACAUUUGCAUUGACUUGUUAGAGCCAGACGCGACAAGGGAAGAUAUGCAGAGACAACAUCGCUCCGCUCUCACACAGCACCUCUCGUCAAUGAACAGCACGAGCUUCUCCUCACUAAGAACGCUUUAUCUCAACUGGGACUCAUGUGAACCCUGGAAUUAUAGUUUUAUACCAAACGACCUCCGUGACCCUAAACAAGGUUCAAAGGACACUCUCAGUGCGGCUCUGCAUACUAUUUCACAGUCACUUCCUAUCACCGAGCUCUUCUUAUAUGGACCCUUUAUUAUCUCCUCGGAACUUUUCUGGCCCGACGACUCGCCAGCUCCGGAUUCUCCUCCACACUGGCCAACAUUACAAUGUCUCACUGUCAACGCUAGCAUCGUCGCCCCUGACGGCACUUAUUAUUACACAGGGACUCCAGGGACUCCAGAGUCAGAAGACGGCGAUCCAUGGUGGCCCGAAAGCCCUAGAGCGGAAGCCGAAGUCGACGCUGCUGGCUACGCCAGCGAUGACUCCCGGGUGCGCGACCCAUUUAAUCGGCACGACAUACGGAGGAGCAUCGGCACGUUGCCCCUCAAUAACUGGCGCUCGGAGUUAGACCCAGAUCGCUUCAACCCGCUGGUACUUGCUCUGUCGCGAGCUGUAUGCUGUAUGCCGGUGCUGGGCGAGCUGGACUUUUACAUGGGUAUGUCGGAUAUUCAAGGAUCCUCCGGAAUUGUGCUUUAUGGCGAGGCAGAGUCGGAUGUGGCGUCGGUGUUAUCAGGGAAUCGAGAGAUGGAGCAUGCCGAGCGAAGGGUCUGGAGGGCUGAGAUUGGACGCAACGCCAAGUGGGAGCCUCCGGAGGAAAUGCUCGAACUUUGGCGUCGUUUCGUUGGGCCAGGAGGCGCUGUCAUAGUUGACGAGCGAGGCUGA